Molecule: messenger RNA, 7362 nt
Organism: Chelmon rostratus (copperband butterflyfish)
Lineage: Eukaryota; Metazoa; Chordata; Actinopteri; Chaetodontiformes; Chaetodontidae
Gene: kif21b
Product: kinesin family member 21B
Exons: 33
Coding region: 230-5242 (1670 amino acids)
Biological process (GO): microtubule-based movement; mitotic spindle organization
Molecular function (GO): microtubule motor activity; ATP binding; microtubule binding
Source: RefSeq, a predicted model, not a curated record
UCUGCGAUGUGACAACCACCAGCGAGCCAGAAAUGAGCGUCACAGCGGAGCCGACGAAGACGACAGGAGGAGUCCCGAUGAGGCAGCUCGCCGCCGGCAGGUCUUGACGGCUGCUCCCGCUGACCUGAGACGCCCCGCACCGCCGCAACACCGCACGGUUCCCGCACACACCGAAAACCCAGCGUAGCCGAAACCCUCCACAUCCCGUCGGUGAGCCUUGCAAGCGAUAAUGGCGAGCCUGGGCGACUGCUGUGUGAAGGUUGCGUUGAGGAUUCGUCCUCAGAUGGCCAAGGAAAAGAUCGAGGGCUGCCACGUGUGCACGCUGGUCACACCCGGAGAGCCGCAAGUCCUCCUGGGAAAGGACAAGGCCUUCACGUAUGACUUCGUGUUUGACGUGGACUCAGAGCAGCAGAACAUCUACCAGGCCUGCGUCUACAAGCUCAUCGAGGGCUGCUUCGAGGGCUACAACGCCACCGUCUUCGCUUAUGGUCAGACGGGUUCGGGGAAGACCUACACCAUGGGGACGGGCUUCGACGUGAGCCUGGGCCAGCAGGAGCAGGGCAUCAUCCCGCGGGCUGUUCACCAGCUGUUCGAGGGAAUCCAGAACCGGAAGCUGCGAGCCCAGGAGGCCGGCGGCCAGCCACCCGAGUUUAAAGUCAGCGCGCAGUUCCUCGAGUUGUACAAUGAAGAGAUCCUGGACUUGUUCGACGGAGCCAGAGAUCCAGAGAGUCGGAGCAGGAAGUCCAACAUCAAGAUCCACGAGGACGCCAGCGGCAGCAUCUACACCACUGGAGUCACUUCCAGACUGGUGCACUCAAAGGAGGAGCUGCUGCAGUGCCUGAAGCUCGGCGCUCUGUCCCGCACCACAGCCAGCACCCAGAUGAAUGCCCAGAGCUCCCGCUCGCACGCCAUCUUCACCAUCCACCUCUGUCAGAUGAGAGUGUGCCAGCAGCCUCAAAUGCAGAACGGAGGAGGAGAGAACGGGGAGCUGAACGGCGUGGACUCCAGCCCCAUCGCCCAGCCUGAGUACGAGACGCUGAUGGCCAAGUUCCACUUCGUGGACCUGGCCGGCUCUGAGAGGCUGAAACGCACAGGAGCUACAGGAGAGAGAGCCCGCGAGGGGAUCUCUAUCAACUGUGGACUGCUGGCGUUGGGAAAUGUGAUCAGUGCUCUGGGGGACCAGGCUAAGAAGGCAGGACACGUCCCUUACAGAGACUCCAAACUCACUCGUCUGCUGCAGGACUCACUGGGAGGCAACAGUCGCACAGUGAUGAUCGCCUGCGUCAGUCCAUCAGACCGGGACUUCAUGGAGACACUGAACACGCUGAAGUACGCCAACCGCGCCCGAAACAUCAAGAACAAGGUGGUGGUGAACCAAGACAAGACCAGCCAGCAGAUCAGCGCCCUGCGUGCCGAGAUAGCCCGGCUUCAGAUGGAACUGAUGGAGUACAAGGCGGGGAAGCGCGUGGCCUGUGAGGACGGUUCAGAGGGCUACAGCGACCUGUGUCAGGAGAAUGCCAUGCUGCAGAGAGAGAACGACACGCUGCGCCUCAGGGUGAAGGCCAUGCAGGAGACCAUCGACCACCUCAACACCCGUGUGACACAUCUGCUGGCCAACGAGGUCAGCGCCCUGCUGACCAAGUCAAGUGAAGGCAAUGAGGACAUCGGGGCUUUAAUCCAGAACUACAUCCGAGAGGUUGAAGAACUUAGAACCAAGCUGCUCGAGAGCGAGGCCAUGAACGAGUCGCUGCGGCGGCAGACGGCCCGGCUCUCCUCGCGCUCCCUGUUCCCCGCCUCUGCUCUCAGCCCCGCCCCCGGCCACCCCCCUGGCUCCUCCCCUGCUCCCAUGUCCAUGGAGGCGGAGAUGACGGACGUGUUGCGCCGGGCCAAGCUGGACAUCGAGAGGCUGAAGAAGAAGGAGAGGAGGCAGAGGAGGAUGAGUCCAGAGCUGGAGAAAGGUCUGAAGAAACGAGUGAAGCUGCACACUCACGAGAACGGAGAGAACGGGCAGAGCCGUGAAAACGGACAGAACGGACAGAACGGAGAGCUCGAUUCGGACGACAAUUACGCCGAGGACAUCAUGUCUCCGCUGCAGGAGGAGAGUGGCUGCGAUGAAGAUGAGGGCGAGGACGAGGAGGAGGGCAGGGAGGAGGAGGACGGGUUUGACAGCGACGAGAGCCUGGUGGAUUCAGACUCGGACUCUGAUGAGAAAGCAGCCAACUUCCAGGCGGACCUGGCCGAUCUGACCUGCGAGAUCGAGAUCAAACAGAAGCUGAUAGACGAGCUGGAGAACAGCCAGCGGAGGCUGCUGAUGCUGAAGCUGCAGUACGAGGAGAAGCUCAUUCUGCUGCAGAACAAGAUCCGAGACACUCAGCUGGAGAGAGACCGCGUACUGCAGAACCUCAUGUCCAUGGAGAACUACACGGAGGAGAAGGCCAACCGGAUCAAGCAGGAGUACGAGAAACGUCUUAAGGAGAUGAACCGAGACCUGCUGAAGCUACAAGCGGCACAGAAAGAGCACGCGCGUCUCCUCAAAAACCAAGGGAGGUACGAACGGGAGCUGAAGAAACUCCAGCUAGAGGUCAACGACAUGAAGAAAGCCAAGGUGGCACUGAUGAAGCAGAUGAAGGAGGAGCAGCAGAGGAGGAGAAUGGUGGAGGCAAAGAGGAACCGCGAGAUCGCCCAGCUGAAGAAGGAGCAGCGACGACAAGAGUACCAGAUUCGAGCGCUGGAGUCUCAGAAGCGCCAGCAGGAGCUGGUGCUGCGCAGGAAGACCCAAGAGGUGACCGCCCUCCGGCGCCUCGCCAAGCCCAUGUCGGACCGCGUGGCCGGGCGCGUGGCCCGCUGGAACCAGACCCCCCCAGUCACGGACUCUGGAGCCGAGCUAUCAGCAAGCACUACUGCAAGCAGCUCUGAGCCUGAGACCGGGAGGACUGUGAGCGGGCUGGUGAGACAGUGGAACAACAAAAACAAUGCGUUCGGAUACAUGGGAGAGAGCGAGGGGAGCAUGGAUGGAACCAGGGUCAUUGGCAGUAGGAAGAAGUUGCAGCGUAAGCCAGCAGGUCUGGGCAGCACUGGAUCGCCGGGCAGAGCCAGCAGUUUCUCCAAGUCUGCCCGUCAGAAGUGGCAAGCCCUGGAGCGUCGCGUUAUGGACAUCGUCAUGCAGAGAAUGACAAUCGCUAAUGUGGAAGCUGACAUGGAUCGCCUCAUCAAGAAGCGAGAGGAGCUGACGGUCCAGCAGGAAUCGCUCUCACACAAGAGGGAGGUGCUAAUGGCGGACGGGGAGGGACCAGAGGCAGAGGACCGCCUCCUUCAGGAAAUUAACGAGGAGAUUGAGGUGCUGAACGCCAAUAUAGACUACAUCAACGACAGCCUCUCUGACUGCCAGGCCACCAUUGUACAAAUAGAAGAGACUAAGGACGAGUUGGACUCGGUGGACACCUCGGUGGUGAUCAGCUCCUGCUCGCUGGCUGAAGCGCGCCACCUGCUGGACCACUUCCUGAAGGCCUCAAUAGAGAAAAGUUUACAGGUGGCUCAGAGAGAGACUCAGAUCAGACUGCUGGAGGGUCAGCUGAGGCAAACGGAUGUGAUUGGCUCGUCACACAAUCACAUUAUCCUCGAUGCCCUGCGAGAGAAGGCAGAAUACAUCCCUGAGCUCCAGGCUCUUAUCCACAAUGUACAGCAAGAAAAUGGUUACGCCAGCACAGACGAGGAGCCCUCUGAGUUCAGCCAAGCCUCUGACAGCAGUGUGUCUCAAAUGAAAGAAUCCAACAGCCAAGAUGACAUCAAGAUAAAGAUGGAGCCUCGUCUGUCAGCUCAGAUGAAGGCGGUGUCGGCGGAGUAUCUGGGUCCCAUCCUGGACCCCUCAUCAGGCAGCAAGCAGCAGCACAUCACCAAGUCGCUGGCCUCGCUGACGGACAUCCAGGAGGACGGCCUUAGCCUGGCGACGGCGAGCCUGGGCCUCAGCCUGGCCCUACGAGACCCCUACCACAGGGACCGGGUGUCCCGCACCAUCAGCCUGCCUGUCAGAGGACACACCUUUCCCAGGCAGUCUCGGGGUUAUGACACUUCCCCUAUAACAAGGCGGAAAUCUUACGACCGUGCGUACAGGCCCACUGACGGCUAUACGCCCCCCUCCUCCCCUCCUCUGAGGACCAGGAACGACCGCAACGUCUUCUCAAGGCUCACCAGCAACCAAACCCAAGGUUCUGCUCUGGACAAGGGUGUGAUCAAUCCCAUCGGGGGUGUGAAGGGGGGACGGACGGCGCCCCUGCAGUGCGUUUCUGUAGCCGAGGGCCAUUCGAAGCCGGUGCUGUGUGUGGAUGCUACAGAUGAGCUGCUGUUCACUGGAUCUAAAGAUCGUACCUGUAAGAUGUGGAACCUGGUAACAGGCCAGGAGAUCGUCACCCUCAAAGGCCACCCAAACAAUGUGGUGUCAGUCAAAUAUUGUCCUUCCUCCUGUCUGGUCUUCUCUGUCUCCACCUCCUACAUCAAGGUGUGGGACAUCCGUGACUCUGCCAAGUGUGUCCGCACACUUACAUCUUCGGGGCAGGUGGUUUCAGGUGAUGCAUGUGCGGGCACCACCACACGCACAAUAACCUUUGCACAGGGCGAGUGUCAGAUCAACCAGAUAGCACUCAACCCGUCAGGAUCUGUGCUCUACGCUGCAGCUGGAAACACUGUUCGCAUGUGGGACCUCAACAGAAUGCAAGGGAUGGGGAGGCUGACAGGCCACAUCGGCUCUGUCAUGUGUCUCACAGUGGGCCAGUCUCUGCUGGGCAAAGACCAAGUAAUCACUGGCUCCAAAGAUCAUUAUGUCAAGGUGUUUGACGUGGCAGAGGGCACUCUGGGUAACGUAGGUCCAGCUCAUAACUUUGAGCCGCCCCAUUAUGACGGCAUCGAGUGUUUGGCCGUACAAGGAGAUGUGCUGUUCAGCGGGUCGAGAGACAACGGCAUCAAAAAAUGGGAUCUGGAGCAGCAGGAACUCACACAGCAAAUCCCCAACGCCCACAAGGACUGGGUGUGCGCUCUGGCGUACGUCCCGGGCCGGCCCAUGCUGCUGAGCGCCUGUCGGGGCGGCAUGCUGAAGGUGUGGAACGUGGACAACUUCACCCCCAUAGGGGAGGUCAGAGGUCACGACAGCCCCAUCAACGCCAUAUGUACCAACUCAAGACAGAUCUUCACCGCAUCUAGCGACAAGACGGUGAAGAUCUGGUCGUCAAAGGUGUGGAGGAAGAGGUGACAGCCGAAGUGGUUCCUCUGUCGGUCAUCUUGCUGCUACUUCAGCCUCUGAUCUGUGACCUGCGCGCUUCCAGUGCUGAGAUGUGACACUGAAAACACUGUUUCCAAGGCAAUCAAGGUGUUUUCUUUUGCUUUGUCAAGGUGCAAAAUGACAAAGCCGAGGCAAAAUAUGUAUUCAAAGGCAAAAAAAAACAACAACAAUUUGCCUUUCAAAUUUUUUUACUGCCAAUUUGAAAGUGCCAUUCAGGUGCGAUGUUACUUGGACAAGAUAAACCGUACCUUCCCGGCCGUGGAUGCACCAGGAUGAACAAUUCCUCUCCUGACAUGAAAGCUACCACAGCCGGGUAUUAAACGGAAAAGAAAAAGUGUCCUUCUGUUCUGUCACCAAGGUUUCAGAAUCCUUGUGGAACAGUGAGUGAUGAAUUUACUCAAAGACGUGUGCGUUCAUGUGUCCGCUGUCAAGACGCGGGUUGAAUUUGAAUCCCAGAGGGACGUUUACUAACAACUGGGACCUUUGUUGCUCCAAUCAGGAUGCUGAACACAUUGGAGGCUCAUACUAUGUGUUAAUCGUGGUGGAUGAUCAAUAGACAGUUACCGAUCAUGGACGAGACAUCGCCAUCACUUUUUACCCUUCCACUCUUGGUUGACGUGGCUCUCAGUGUUUCACUGAAACUUUAUUGCGUUCCACAAGUCGUGUUAAUUUUUUUAAUGACUUUUACUAAUUUAUUAUUUUCCCUACCUCAGUUGUUUUGGACAUGGCGCGAGGUGGGAGGGAACAUUUUUACGGGUCUCUGUACAAACACCUGGUGCUUGAUAUUUUUAAAGGCUGUUAUUUAAUGCCUGGCUCUUCAUCUCUGUGUGGAUGUGUCCUCUGUGGCCCUCUGGCUAUCAGACUGUCUAGUUGCUGACCUUGCCAACAGGAAAGCACACGUCCAGUAGCACAACUAAGGUAGCACUGGCCCCCGGAGGAUUCUGACUGGAUUGUAUUAGCUGCUCUGUAAAGUGCUAACUGCGGUGAAAAUAAGAAACACCCCUGCAUAUGCACAAGACACAAGCAGUGCACACCAACAGUACACACUCUGACAUUUAUGAGUUGGAUACUCCAUUGAGGCCAAAGUGCUGGAUCAUUAUCUCGACCAUCCAACUAUAUGUGGCCCAUGACUGCUAUUUAUCCUGCACACAAAUGUUGAUAGGAGCCCUACCAGUUUUACCCCGCCUGCUUUCAGCUCCACUCUGAUCUUUAAGGUUAGCGACUGUGUCAGACUGACCAGCCUUACUGAAGAGUCCACCUCCUUCCCCGCUACUGAGCUUCUCCGGGAAGCCUAUUUAAUUAGGGGUCUCGCAGCUCUACCGGCUGCUUUUCAGGCAAGAUUACUUGGGUGAAAGUAGGUCAUAACUGAGAGGGAUUUCUUAUUAAAAUCCCAAUUUUCUUCCACCCACUAUUUGCUGCUACAUUUAAAGGCGGGAAGAAACUUCCUGUACCAGUGCACUGAUGUACAAAUCUGUUUAUGUGUCAGAUUAUGCGUGUGGGCAACACACACAUAUGCACAAACUAUGGACUCACACACACAAGAUUUCAGUGGAUGUUGCGGUUAUCCAUCUCGCCUGAUAGGUCUUGGCAUCCCUCACUGUGUUGAUUUAGUGUCUCUUUAAUGAAACAAAUUCAGCACUGCAGCACUCCACUGACACACGUACAUGCACAUAUAUACGCACUCCUACAGUAAUAACCAACAAAAUAACAGUCAGUUCUGUUAUCUUUUUGUUUUGAAUGCAGAUAAUGGCAUUCUCGUCACUUUCAGCUUGUGAACGUGGGCUUUUUUGUGUCAGUCCAAAAUGACACGCAACAUUUAAAAGUCUCACCGCUUGAUGAAACCCCGGUUCAUGCCUGUUAGUAUCACACUUUUGUUGUUUAACUCUGACAUGUCACUGCUUCUGUUGGAAAAAAAAGAAUACUUGGGUGGUUUAGUGCACUUUUCCUCCCAGAGUCCCCGAAACAUGCAGAAAGCUUGGAUCAUAAUGUUAGUUAAAAAUUUAAACAUACUUUUUUUGCAAAUUCUCCUCUUAGAGGCAGAAUGUUCCGCCAACAUGAGUUUGAAGCUGCUUACACUCUCCAAAAGUAAU